GUUGCGGUGGUGAAGAUGAAGAACACAGAACGCGUGUACGCAAUGAAGAUCCUGAACAAGUGGGAGAUGUUGAAGAGAGCCGAGGUAAGGAUCAUACUGGACUGUAGAAUCUCCCAUUGACACGUAGAAAUAGAAGUUCUAGAGCACACAUUCCCGCUCAAGUCAAGGUUCUGUGUUGGGCGUUCUGUUUCUAUGUCAUAGAGAAGAACCAUACCCGCUGCCAAUAAGUGCUCAAGGCUUCAUUUGCAUGGUUGACAAUGAUUGUUAGCCACGCUCACCCAGACAUGCACAAUCACCUAUCCAUCAGGAGAUUUCCUACGUACCUAAAUACAGCCUAGACCAAGUUCCCUGGGUAGGCAUAGUUCCAGAAACAUUCCAGAGUUUUUUUUUAGAAAUCCUGGUUUGAUGAUUUAUUCCCUGCUCCUGGUUCCAAGAAGGUUUCCCUCGCUGGUUAUUUCCUGCUCCUGGUUCCGGGAAUCCUCCAACCUGGAUUUCUGAAAAACCUGGGACCUUUGUUGGGAAUCAGUUUCAUUUUGUUGCACCCAUUUGAAGGGAAAUGGGUUUCACUGUUACCACACAUAGACUAUUAUCCUUAGAUGAUUGGCUGUAGUGCCCCUAACCACUGACCCAGGGUCACAUAUUAUUUCAUCCCUGAAGUGCUUAAGGUUUAGCAUUGAUCCUUAACAACUGAUCCUAGACUCGUGGUAAAGGAAAUUGAGCUGAACCUAGUCCUAGUCAGCCUCUAGAGGUAUUCUGGUGUUGGGUGAAUUUGCUCCUAGAUGCUGAUCUUGGAUCAGCUUUGCAUUUCCCGCACUAAUGGUUAAGGUUAGUAUUAGGGGGAGGGGAAGUUUACCUUACACCGGUAUUCUAGCUGGAGAGUGGAGACUGAUUGACUGACCGAGGGCCGGGCAGGACGGCCAUCUUCUUUUUACUGUGCUGCUCUCUACCUCUUGACCUAGUUUCAGCCCAAUGGGCUCGUGACAGUGGCCUGAGGCCCGGCACGCUGCGUCGCCAGAGCUUUUUGUCAGUAAUGGUCAGUAAUCCCCAUCCCACAAUCCCUCACUGUGUGUGCAGCCUGGGCAAUACAGAGGGGCGGGGUUUACGACUCUUACUGUAAACACAGCACAGCACUGCAGCAUGGCAUUCCAACCAGCAGCGGAGGAGGAAAGUUCAGUCUUUAUAGAUGGAAUGGAUAGAUGGACAGACGGACGGACAGACAGACGGACAGACACAGACAGAUAGGCUAGACUCUGCUGUACAUACAGCACUGCAGCAGGGCAUUCCAACCAGCAGCGGAGGAGGAAAGUUCAGUCUUUAUAGAUGGAAUGGACAGACAGACGGACAGACAGACGGACAGACAGACGGACAGACAGACGGACAGACAGAUAGGCUAGACUCUGCUGUACAUACAGCACUGCCUGCAGCAUGGCAUUCCAACCAGCAGCGGAGGAGGAAAGUUCAGUCUUUAUAGAUGGAUAGAUAGGUGGAUAGGUAAAUAAAUUGGUAUUUAGAGAGUAGAUAGAUGGACAUUCUGGUAAAAUACUGUCGCUACAAUCAGUUGUGUGAGAGUGCCCAUUUCCCAAUAGGUUAUUGCUUAGUUUUUUUUUUACUAUGUUUUUGUAAAUCUAAGGAUAGAUUUAGUAAGCAUCUGCACCUGUUCAAAGUUAUUUUCCAAAGGGGAAUCAAAGACAACAAAGUAAAGCUAUUAAACAUAACUUUUCCUACUUUGGUUCCUUUGUUUUAUAUGCUGUGGAAACACCAGGGGUGUGUUCAGUAUGGCACACUGUACCAAAAAUGUUUUGCAAUGGAAAACUAAAAUCUGUGUUCUUAUUGGUCAAGUUCAGGUAGUAAAGUAAGAAGCCUUGUGCGAUCAUUGGCUUGUGCGAGCCGGAAUGGCUCCUGUUUCUGUAGCGUGAGGCAGCUUGAUGUACAAGUACACCCCCUGGACAGGACACUAGUCUAUCUCAGGGCCUUACCCCCAAUCUAUCUCCUUAACGCUGAGUGCCAAGCAGAGAUGCGUCGGGUGCCAUUUUUUUUACAGUCUUUGGUAUGACUCGGCCGGUGAUCAAACUCCCAACCUUCCACGCUCAAACCACAAGGCCAUUGAGUUCUUAGUUUAGGUAGUACCUUCCCGUUAAAAAAAUUAUAAAGUUUGCUACAACUUUAGCUUUAUGAUUUUGGCAUUUAGCGUGAACGAUUAGUGAACUAGUUUGAUAAUAUGGACUACAUUUACAGAGUAGGGAAUUAUAAAUGCUGAGUGUAUUUUUGACACGUUCCUACGUUUCAGAGUUUGCACACACAAGCAGGGCUGCAACAUUUCUGGAAGCUUUCCCAAUGUUCCCAGGUUUUUCAGAAACACUGGUUGGAGGAUUCCUGAAAUCAGGAGGGUGUAGUAAAGAGAAACAUACCGCUAGUCCAGUUUUCCCCCAUGACAUCAGUCUCGUCAUCUAAUAGGGAGCGUGAGUGAGAGCCAGCGAGUGGGGGGGGGGGGGGGGGUCUAUGAAUGAUCGUUUGUAUGCCAGUGAAAGACUACUGGAGUGAGAUGGAGGGUACGGGAAACAUAGUAGACUGAGAGGAGGAGGGUCAAAGAUGUGGUUUUUGGUGAUUUAUCAAGAAUUCCAAGUUCAAUCUGACCUGAAUGAAAUGGACCUUUUUUUAAAGUUGAUUUGACUGUUUUCCAAUGCUGUGUUAAUCCUCAUCCCUGAGAGAGAGAGUUGAGGUUGUAGCCUUUCUGUGUGUAUGUCAUAGUUGACCCCUCGAUACCAUUGUUUCCCCCCUUCAGACGGCGUGUUUCCGCGAGGAGAGGAAUGUUCUGGUGAACGGAGACUGCCAGUGGAUCACCACCCUCCACUAUGCCUUCCAGGACGACAACUUCCUGGUAACAGCUUCACACACACACACACACACACACACACACACUAGUGUAUACUCUGUGUGUGCACGUACACAGUACAACCCAUGUCCUGUCUCAUCUCCGCAGUACCUGGUGAUGGACUACUAUGUGGGCGGUGACCUCUUGACCCUGCUCAGUAAAUUCGAGGACCGUCUCCCAGAGGACAUGUCCAAGUUCUAUGUGGCCGAGAUGGUGCUGGCCAUCCACUCUAUACACCAACAACACUACGUCCACAGGUAA
Molecule: messenger RNA, 3133 nt
Organism: Coregonus sp. 'balchen'
Lineage: Eukaryota; Metazoa; Chordata; Actinopteri; Salmoniformes; Salmonidae
Source: the annotation of a GenBank genome assembly